AUGGAAACAGUUGCGUUACAAGCUCUUUUCGAACUCGGAUCAGUAGCAACGCAUCUGUGGUGUAGUAUAAUCAAGCGUUGUGUGAUUUGUUUCAGUGCGUUUUUAUUUUAUUUCACAUUUUCAGUUGCUGCUUCGCCUUCGAUAGGGAUGAUAAGCAAUCCAGCCGUAUCGGAAGUAACGACUUCACGAGCUGAAUGUCCGGAGAUUAAACGAAAGGGAAGGGCAUUGCUCCUCUACGAUUUGAAACAUCCCAAACUCGUUCCCAUUAAAUUUCUAACCUUUAUCAUUUUAUCGGGUAUAGGAGUAUUAUUUCCCUUCGUUACGAUCCACAUGAAAUCAUUGGGCAUGACAGUCGAAGAGACAGGCGCCAUCUUUGGGGUUUCUUCGGUUGCAGCGAUUUUAACACCUUUCCUUGUCGGUUUGCUUGCUGACAGAAUAGGAAACUUCAAAAUAUUGAUGAGUGCUCUGUAUGCAUCUACUGUUCUCGUUUCGCUUUCUUUCUUGUUAGUCCCUAUUGGGAGGAUUUCAAAACAAUUUCCCAUGAACAUGACCUUGGCAGUAGGUUGCAAUAGCGAUCAGGUGACCUUUGGAUUGGCUGAUCUCGACGCAUAUCCUUGCCAACAUCCAUUAACAAAUGAAAGCCUAGUCAAUGUGUCAGUUGUGCUAGAGGCAUGUGGCUACGUUUGCAGUAACAAUGGGCAACGAUUUGAAGGAUAUGAACCCGACCAGCUUUCAGACUUGAUAUCUCUAGUGAAUGUUGGUGAUUCCCAACCAAUACGAGAAUUCCGGGACGCCAUUUUCCUUCAAAACGACCGGAAUUUUGAAUCUUCUUGCACGCAAAUGCCCAACGGAGAACAGUUGUGUAUUACUCAACAGGGCGAUCGGCAAGUGCUUAGUAAUGGAACUCUUGAAUUGGUUCUGUCUGCCAAUUCCACUAAUGGUACAGAUCCUUUUUCUACUAAAUGGAUUGCCAUGGAUCAUGCUGACAAUUUCCUGUGUGGAAUUUACGACAAGGAACAGAAGAUACAUGGAACAACUUACGUCAGUGACGUAGGUCAGGCAAGUAAGAAUCAAAGCCUGUAUCAUUUGUGCUAUCCCCAGUGUAUUUUUCGAGUGAAUCGAACCGAACUAUGUUCCAACAUGAGUGAGGAAGAAGCCGUAAAUCCCCUGAUGACCUUUUGGGUUUACUUGUUACUUCGGAUCAUGUUUGAAAUAUCACUAGGCGGUUUAGACCUGUUUGUGGGAGCUGCAAUGGCGGUUUGCAACGAAGUUGGUGGUGAUUACGGUUUUCAAAGAAUGUUUGGCUAUAUUGGCAUUGGUAUUUUUUCACCGAUUUCCGGAGUUCUUAUUGACACUUACAGUACAUCUAACGAUGGACAAGGCAAUGUGACGCCGGCCUUCUUCCUUUUUGCUGGUCUAUAUACCGUAACAGCGUUUGGACUGCUGCUAGUAGAUCUGAAAUUUAAACCUCCAUCGGCAAAUCCAUUCAAAGAUCUUGGAUUACUUUUAAAAAAUAUUCAAGUGGUUGCUUUGCUGGUCAUUGCACUUGUUUAUGGUACUAUAUACAGUUUUUGUGCAAACUAUUUGUUUCUGUUCCUGCAAGACAUUGGAGGCACAAGAGCCUUGAUGGGGCUGUCGAGCACAGUUCAGUCUGUGAUUAUGAUACCAUUGCUUCUCAUGUCUGACUACAUUUUCCGUAAACUGGGCCACCCAAAUGUGCAGACCCUUGGUCUUUCCAUUAAUUUCAUCCGAUUACUUGGAUAUUCGUAUUUGUAUGAUCCAAGAUUAUGCCUCCUUUUGGAAUCCUUGGACACGUUAUGCUUCUUCUUUGGUCGGACCUCGCAAAUAGCUUAUGCUAAUGAACUAGGGACGUUGACUACUGUUGCUUCCACUCAAGGAUUGUUGGGAGCAAUAACCUUUGGUCUAGGUCUGGGACUUGGCAGUGUAACUGGAAGCUUACUUAUUGGAUCCUACGGUCAACGACUAACCUUCCGGAUAAUGGCUAGCGUUUCCCUUGUCACCGGAAUUUUAUAUUUCAUUUUCAACUUGCGUUUCAAAAACAAGAAACGUGUAACAUAACCCCCUUUUUUAUGUGGAAUGCGGCUUUCACGGCACACGCGUUCUUUAUUUUGGAUAACCAAAACUGGUGAUUUCAUGGAAACAAUUUUUCUCAUUACAAAGUAACCAUGUUCUCAGCGACAAAAUUUACAAAAAAGGUAUUUGUUGAAUUUUAAA
Molecule: messenger RNA, 2235 nt
Organism: Daphnia carinata
Lineage: Eukaryota; Metazoa; Arthropoda; Branchiopoda; Diplostraca; Daphniidae
Exons: 7
Coding region: 1-2079 (692 amino acids)
Cellular component (GO): membrane
Source: RefSeq, a predicted model, not a curated record